Beta vulgaris subsp. vulgaris (sugar beet) is the source of this 6232-nucleotide messenger RNA. RefSeq lists its product as uncharacterized. NCBI's taxonomy places the organism in Eukaryota, Viridiplantae, Streptophyta, Magnoliopsida, Caryophyllales, Amaranthaceae. The coding region runs from base 4673 to 5653 and encodes 326 amino acids. The transcript is spliced from 2 exons. The record is from RefSeq and is a predicted model, not a curated record.
UAUAGCUCCUCCAGCAAGAGUGAAAACAUAACCACUAGUAGAUUGUAUCUCAUCAUUAUCCGACACCCAAUUAGCAUCACAAAAUCCUUCAAGAACACAAGGUGUCCUUUGAUAAUGUAGACCCCAAUUGGUAGUGCCUUUUAGAUACUUCAACAAUCUAAUCAAGGCAACCCAGUGCUCCCGAUUAGGAUUGUGAGUAUACCUGCUCAAUCUACUAACAGCAUAAGCUAUAUCAGGUCUAGUAUAAUUCAUCAAGAACAUUACACUUCCAAUUAUUUUUGCAUAUUGUUCUUGUGAUAUACUAUCACCUUUAUUCUUUUUCAAAUGAAUACUAGAAUCAUAUGGGGCUUUCACAGGAAUACAAUCAAAUUGAUCAAACUUCUUUAAUAUUUUCUCAAUAUAAUGAGAUUGAUUUAAAGAUAUCCCAUAUGAAGUUCUAGUAAUCUUUAUUCCAAGAAUAACAUCAGCCUCUCCUAAAUUCAACUUUAGAAUGUAGGAACUAAAACCGCUAACAAUAUAAAUUUAACUUAUCUGGAAAACCGUGGCGUGAAGAAUUCACUGCCCUAAAGUUGAAUUUGCCCCGCUACAACACACGACCUCUUAGCAAUCAACCUCCAGGGGUACACGGUCUCUGCGUUUCCAGUGUAGAUGGAAAAACAGAUUGAAAACGAUCUUGAAUAUUGCCCAAAAAGAUAUUUUUCGAGAGAGGAAGAAGAAGGUGUUUUUGAUUUUCUGUGUGUUAAUGAGAACAGUAACCUCUGUAUUUAUUGAAGAAUAAUAGGGUUAAAACGUGGUUACCAGCCGACACUUGGUGGGAGGAGAUAAUGUCACGUAAUUAGGAAAUAACGGCUCAUUAAGGGAGGAAAUUAGGGAAAAAACGGUAACCUAAUCACUGGCUAAAAACAACAGAUUUUUGACCCAAAACUUUAGUUAAGUUAAUUUUAUUCCCCAAAGCCCAAAGCUCAAGGCCCAUGGCCCGAACCGGGCGCGUGUGGUGACUUUUGUCACACAACUCAAUGGGUAUAGAAAGUAUAAUGUAUAUAAACCCUUUACACUACCUAUUAUUCUAUCAAUGUGGGACUCUUCCAAUUCUCUUUUGAAGCAACUCUUGAGUUUCCUUUAAAAAGCAUUUAUUAUAAAUGCCAACAAUAUUAAUUAUUUGGAAAUUAUUAAAAUAAAAUGUUUUAAUUGAAAAUAAUGCUCGUCGUUUUUCCUUCGUCAUCAACGACUCGAUUAUUUUUUUUCAUACUGGUGUUUUGAAGUUCAAACAAAAUUUUGAUUCCUUGGCUUCAUCCUCUUCGGCAAUGUGCAUCUUUUGGAUUGAUUCAAUAAAUCUGAUUUUAGUUGUGAGAUGAAUUCAAACUUUAAUUUGCCGUAUGCUUCUGCGAUGGUGUGCUGCGCUGGCGGCUGCCUGGCUUUGAGCUUGGUGGUUUUCGUGUUGUCCGGCACCGCAACGGUGGGGUUGGCUGCCAUGGUAGAUCUUCAAGUUGUUGAAGAUCUCGCGAACGGUUAGCGUGAUUCGUGGCUGAGGUGGGGAAGCCAGUUCGAAUCCUCAGGAAGAAGGCUGACAUCUUCGGGUUGUUGGCGUUUUGUUUUUCGCUGAAUCCAUAGAAGGCGUUCAAUUUUGUUUUGUUUUGCUGUUGUUUACAGCAAUUUUUAAAUUAAAAAAAUAAUUUGACAUGUUUCUUUUAAUUACGCCUAUAUGACGGCAUUGUUGUUCAAUUAAUUGAACAUCUUUUCUACGCAUAACUCAUCUACUUCUCUCACAAUAACCUCACCAUCUUUUUUUUUUUUAAAACCUAGCCUCCCCUCUCCUUUUCUCUCUCUAAAACCCUAGCCUCCCUUACCCCUUCUUCAUCAAUUAGGAGGCUGCCAUGAAUGUUUUCAUCCAUGGUAAGCCCCUUUUUCCUUUUUAUUUUCAGUUUUUAGUUCAUUUUCUUGUUUUGUUCAAUAAAUUAGUAUCUCUUUAUGAGAUUUUCUCAAACCCUUUUAUGGGGUUUUUAGUUUCUGUUCUGGAAAUCUUCUUCUCCCAGAAAUUAUUCUCAUUGGUUGAAGUUCGAGAUUCAACCUGAAGAAUUAGGGUUUCACAACUUCUGUAAAAUUAUGGAAGACUAUUGGAGUACGUUCAUCCCAAAAUUUCCGCAUCUACAGAUCGUAUGCCGAACCAGAGCGAACUCACAGAUUGCAUUGCUUCAGAUGAAGAUUUUUAUUAAGGCAAAAUUAAGUCAAAUAUGCGAUGUUUACAUUUCUAGGGUGAUAUGUAUUUCUAUUAGAAUUUUAUGUUUUUCAGAAAUGACUUGUAAGUGCCGUUUGACGAAAUAUUAAUGAAAUCCCUUUUCUUUCUUCCCAAAAAAAAAAAAAAUUGAACAUCUUUUCAAGAUUAGCUUAAAUCUAAAAACUGCCGCUCCCCCCUCCCCCCCUCUCUCUCUCUUUCUCUCUAAACUCUAGCCUUCCUUACCCUUUCUUCAUCAGUUAGGGGGUUAUUAUGGAUGUUUUCAUCUCCCCUCUUCCUCUUUUAUUUUCAGUUUUUAUUUUUGUUGAAAAAAUUAGUAUCACUUUAUGGGAUUUUUUUUAGUACUCUCUACUGUGGAGAUCUCCUUCUCACCUAUGCGAGUUGUGAGUAUGGUUUUUUGUUUUUAGGUAUGAAAAAUUAUUCUCAUUGGUUGAAGUUCGAGACUCAACAUGAAGGUGUUGGAAUCUCGGAUGCGGUAAACAGGGCUCGAUCAAGAUUGUUCUUCCCAAACUAUGUCAGAAUGAUAGACUUUCUCAUCUAUAGCUGUUUGAUUCAGCAAAUACAAGAGGGUUGCGCUGUGUUUAUGCUCAAAUUUAUCUCUUACGACGAAAUUAAAGUUCGGGACGAUUCAACCAGAUUAUGUGUAAGACAAUGUAAUGAAUGAAUGCAAUGGGGAUCAAAGGGGAUGAACACACAAAGAUGGUGACGCAGAAAACCCCAAUGAAGAUGGGUAAAAACCGCGGGUGGAUGAAGAUCCAUCAAUCUACUAUGGUUGACUGUCGUUAUGAGCUAAUGACAAUCGUUACAGAGUAUGCUUUUCUGUUCGUCUAGUACAAAGGUAGUUUUUUUUCCUAUCUCCUGAUACUUGUUUUUCUUUUGUAUGCCUUUUCUUCCUUUGGCUUUUUUCCAACGAAUACAAUAAUAAAUUCUCAAUCUAUUACAAUGGUAACUGUAGCUUGAUUAUAGGAGAUCUUCCUAAUUACACUCCAGCAAUCUUUUUCCCUCCUUCGCAUAAUCUGUCGACGGAUCUCACGGCGAAUUUAAUGCCUUGCUGAACUCUUUAUAUUUUCAGAUAAUCCGUUACCUGCACUUCGGUUGUCCAUACCCUCGUGUCUUUUCGUCGCGUCUUCACGUCACAGUCGUCGUGUCAUUAUGUCAUUAUGUUAACGUCAUCCUGCAAAAACUCAGCCAUAACAGUUUGCCCCCAAUUGUUGAAUCAGGGUUACGCGAAAACCAUGAGACAAUUGUUAAAAAAUCAUAAAAACCAAAUGAAGAAACUUCAAUGCAAUCAAGGCAUUUCACCAAAAAUAAGCAUAGAAAAAAUCUCAUGCGAUAGAUAUGGAAAAUAUCCUUCGGACAAAACAUAAGGGAGGAAAAAAAAUCCACUUGGGCAGUUAUUCUAGGCAACCCCAAGGUUACAAAACGAAAAAUGUAGUUUUUUGUUCUUUUAAAUAGCCGUUUAAUUCUAACCGUUAGCCCAAUGUCAUGAUUGCCUUUGAAGGCAUAAAUAUCGUGGGCGGUUAAAGAUUUUAUUUUCACCAAAUCUUUCUCUCUCCUCAAGUAAGAUAGUUUCCAUAAAUAACUCCCAUUAUUCUCUCCGCCGGAAAAUCGACCACUGAUACCAGGUAAUUUCAUACUUUCCGUUCGUCAAUUCCCUUAAUUCGCACUAUUUUUUCCUCUUCCCCAAUUGCACUUAUGGCACCUAGCAGACGUAGCAUUAGGACAUUCGUGAAAAACCAAGAAAAAUCGAGAGGUAAAGAAAAAAUCGUGGAACAGAGGAAUGAAAAUGAGGAUGAACUGUCAACGAUGUCAGAGGAAGACAUGCUAAAGUUUUUAGAUUUAGGGAAUUUUCCCGAAAGUACUGUCAUUAGGAAUGCCGAGUCUGAUGAACCACCAGAAACAUGUCCCCCCUAAUGGGUGGUGCUCUAUGAGUAUCCCUUCGAAAUAGGCCUGAGACUUCCCUUCACCCCCCUAACAAGAGACCUGAUGCAAAUUUACCAGAUUAGCCCUGGGCAGAUCAUGCCCCAAGUCUGGCGAAUCUUGAGUGUCAUCGACAGAGUGACGGCGUCAUGGGAAGAAGCCUUCACCCUUCACGACCUGCUGUUGAAUUAUGAAAUUAGGGUCAAAGCAAAAAAUAGAAUAGCCCUACAUGCAAAAGCGAGGUUAGAACCUCUGGUUGGGGGAGUUCAGUCGAAAGACAGAGGUUGGAAAAACAGAUUUGUGUUUAUGAAGAGGUCGUCGCUAGAGGAUGCUGGGAUGUCUCUGGUUAGCGGCUGGAAUACUGAAGGUGUGUUUAUUUUCAGUCUUUUUACAUUUGUGUCGCGUCGUUAACACUACUCUUACAUCGUUUCUACUGCAGGUCUUAACCCUAAACUGCUGUCGCAUCGCGACGAGUCUCAUAGUCUUUGCGACAAAUUUUUGAAAGUACUAGAAGAAGACAUGCAGUUCAGAAGAAUUCUAUUUGCUUCUCAAGACAGUUAUCUAUUGUAUCCGGUAAUUUUAUCUAUUCCUUCUAUCUUAGGGUACGAGAAAUUCACUUUUCUGAUUGAACGCUUUUGGACAGGUUCAUCACAAUCACGCCCUAGGGGGAGUCUGGACAGCCAAGCACUGGCUGAAAUGCUACGCAAACGCAAGAGGGAAUCCUAUGCUGACACUGUGUUCCUGUCGACGUCGUCGACGAAGAAGGACGCAGCAAUCGUCGUCCACUUGGACGAUGAGCAAGAUGUUGCGUCUAAGACGCGCAAAACUGACUUCCUGGCCCAUCCAGACAAGAGUGGGCCUUCAUACACUGUGACCGUCCCUAAUGACUUUAUGUCGUUGGAGAGGUCCAUAUGGCAUGAGGCUGAUAUGUUCCUUUUUCCUAGUGCUAUGGAAAGGAUCAAGGAGCACACUCUUCCUCGCAUGGUGUCGGAUGGAUUUGAGCUUCUGUUCCAGUCCUCUCAACAUCUCCUUAUGGCGAAGAGGGAGAUCUCAUCCCUGCUGAAGGGUCACUUGACCAUGAAGCAAAGGAUGGAGAAGGCUGAAUCGGACACGAAGUCCAAAGGCACUGAAGCGGAGUUUUAUAAGAAAUCUAUGGAGGACAUGGAGGUAAUCCUAAAGAAAAAUGGAGAAGAGCUGGAAGAAAUUAGGAAGAAAGCGACCAAGUUGGAAGAAUCCUUGCGUCGGGAGAUCGAGACUCUCCAACCAAGUGUUGACGCACAGAAGAAUGAGCUGGACCUUCUUGAGGCCGAAGUGACGACCAGGGUCAGGGCUAAGCUAAUGUACCAGUUCCUAAUGAAAAAGAUGGCGUUGUGGACGCCACAGAAGGAUAUCGACCUGUACCUUAAGUAUAUGGGGUCGAUGAAGGAUCUGAUGGACGAAGAAGACUUGGCUGCGACGGCAGACUCUUCAUCAAAGGUGGAUGAGAACGCCCCGUCUUGAGCCGGAUUCAUUACGUCGGAUGUGCCACCUGACCCUGAGACUGAACAGGAAGCUCCAGCCAUUUCUUUGCCAGCUGUAGCGUCAACGGAGAAGGAAGCUGACGAGGUCCCUGACGCUUAGCUUUUAAUCAUUCUAAAUUAUGUCAUUUGUUUCUUGAACUUUAAUCAAACUUUGUUCUGGGUCACUCAAGGGAGUGACUGUUUGUUUUGUAUUUUUUGGGUCACCUACGGGGGUGAUCAUAAACUUUGAACUUUUGGGUCGCCCAUGGGGGUGACCAUUACUUUGAUGACUGUGCUUUUGAACCUUAGCAAUUUUAAUCUUAUGUUUUCACUUUGUGUCAUAUGCAUGUGUCUCAGUCGUUAUUCUGACAUUUUUAGAAGAUAGCCAGGCGCUUAGUAAGCCGUCUUUGGUCGUUCAGACGUAACGUUUGGACUUAUUAACUUAGAAUACACAUAGGAAAUAUAUGGAUACUUACGUGUGUUUGUCAGAAAAAUAGAUGAAAUCUCGCAAGCAGUUGUGACUUUGAAAUGACGGUGCCCCUGCUGUAACGUUAGCUGGGGUAGGGAAGACCAAAAGACU